Fusarium proliferatum ET1 is the source of this 657-nucleotide messenger RNA. RefSeq lists its product as uncharacterized. The record is from RefSeq and is a predicted model, not a curated record. The transcript has a single exon. The coding region runs from base 1 to 657 and encodes 218 amino acids. Gene Ontology annotation, cellular component: nucleus; cytoplasm. Gene Ontology annotation, molecular function: ribonucleoside-diphosphate reductase inhibitor activity. NCBI's taxonomy places the organism in Eukaryota, Fungi, Ascomycota, Sordariomycetes, Hypocreales, Nectriaceae.
AUGUCUACUCCUCGUAUCAAGCGUCAAUUCGCCGGCGCCUCUGCCGACCCAUCUCAACGCCAAAUUACUUCCUUCUUCAAUGCCCGAUCAUCCGAUGAACCUGCGAUUGCUGAGGCCGACAAGCCCAUGCAACCUACUCUUCCUUCAAACGUUCAGGCCAACCUUCUCAGUGUCGGUAUGCGAGUUCGCAAGUCCGUCCCCGAAGGCUACAAGACAAAGGGCACCAGUGCUUUCAAGCUCUGGACAGAUAAUGCGCCUGUACAUGUUUCUACAGCCACUGCAAAGGCACCCGGCAAAGGCGUUUCCCGAGAGCUUCUCCCCUUCUGCGGAAUCAACAAGGUCGGCGGUCUUGACACCCAGCCAGAAUUCGAGGAUGAUGUACCAGACCUCGACGCUCUCCCCGAACUCACCAUGUCGCAAGAGAGUGCGGAGGGCGAGUCGCACGACGGUUCUCGAAAGCGAAUUUUCGACGAGGAUGACGAUGAGCUUGACUCGAGCUUUGACAUGGGCAACCAUGGAAAUCCUCGAGUCAUGGCUAUCCCAGUUUCACGAAAGGGUGCCGGUUUAAGGAGCUUUGGUCAGGACAACCGCAACUCGGGAUCUGACUUUGAUGAGGCUGAUUUCCUCGUCAAUCCCGAGAUGGAUAUGGCCAACUAA